AUGGACAACGACGCUCCAUUUGAUGAGCGACCUGCUGCUCCUGUUGCCAACAGCAAAGUUGAAUCCCGUGAUGUGGAGAUGGACCAUGGCCUUCCAAUUGAUGAGCAACCUGCUCCACCAGUUAACAAUGCUAAACCGAAGGAUCAUUCAAUCAUGGAUACUAUCAUUGUUCACAAGGUCACUCCCGAUGUGGCGCAAGAGAGGAGGAAGUUACCACAGCAAGUAAGCAGUGCACGAGAAACAAGAACAAUAGAAGACCAAACUCAUCCUCCAGAACCUUUAGAGGCAGAACAACAACAACAACAACGAAGCAAUGAAGAAGAAAAAGAGGUUGAAACCACUGACAACUCGAGGAUAUGCAAUGGCAAAAAGCGAUGGAUUCUGAUUGCACUAGUUGUCAUUGUUAUUGUGGCAAUCCUCGGUGGAGCAUUGGGUGGUUCUUCCUCUACAAGAGCUGCAUUGGGCUUCCCAACCGAAGCUCCAACAUCCUUUCCAACAGGGUCCCCUUCUCAAGCUCCCACGUUUCCCCCCUCGGAAACUCCUUCUCAAGCACCCACCACCCUUCGAAGCAAAGUUGAAGGCAUCUUACGUGAUUAUGAACCUUUGGACGAGCAAACCAUGGAUUGGCUUCUCGAGACAAGCACCUGGGAACCAGACCCAGGAGAUCCAAACGGUGAUUAUCUAUGGUUGGAGCGAUAUGCCAUGGCUUUCUUGUACUUCUCCACGAAUGGUCCAAAUUGGGCCAUCAUCAACAGCAACAUCAAUAAUAACUGGUUGUCGGACGAAGCAGCUUGUACCUGGUUCUCUCUGGAACCCACCCUAGACUGCCCAGGACCAGUGACCAGUCUUGUUUUAAAAUUGAUCGGUUUGCAAGGUUCCUUGCCGUCGGCAUUGUUCGGCCUCAGUGCCUUGACCAAGCUAGAUCUUGCCAGGAAUCAAUUGACAGAGAGUAGCAUCCCCGACACUAUCCAGAAUCUGCAGAACCUUACAUUUCUAGACUUGGCUAGCACUGGCUUAUCAGGAAGUAUUCCAGCGACGAUUCAAAGUCUGACGAAUUUAGAGUAUUUGUACUUGAACGGCAACAGUUUGACCGGAUUCAUGCCCGGACAUCGAAGAAUGACAAACCUAAGAGUCCUUUCGUAUUGGGGAAAUCAACUCACUGGACCGAUCCCACGAUUUGGGAAUAAUAUGACCAACCUGGUAGACCUGCAACUUUAUGGCAAUCGAUUGGAUGGAAAUAUACCCGCAUCCAUUGGAAAUCUGAAUAGUCUUACAAGGCUAUCCUUGAAUACCAAUCGGCUAACUGGAAGCAUUCCAGAGACAGUUGUUCAGCUAAGCAACCUGGAAUGGUUGUCCUUGUACGAAAAUUUUCUGCAAGGUCCAGUGCCGAAGCUUCCCGACAAUCCAAACAUCGAAUUCAAUUGCUUUCUGGGUCAGUGUUAUUCCAAUCUGACCAAUGCGGUGGCAGCGCGGUGUAUCAUAUACAAUGGUUGUUGA
Molecule: messenger RNA, 1497 nt
Organism: Cylindrotheca closterium
Lineage: Eukaryota; Bacillariophyta; Bacillariophyceae; Bacillariales; Bacillariaceae
Source: the annotation of a GenBank genome assembly